GGAUUGAUGAGUGCCUCACCGACUGAGGCAGCGCCGUGCGGCCGGUACCGGGCUGACCCUACCGGUACCGCGCUCACCCUGCCGGUACCGGGCUGGCCCUGCCGAUGCCUGACCGUGCGCAUCGGGACGCUCCGGUCUUCAGUACCGGCGGCUGAGGCAACGUCCAACCCAGCUGCCGCCCAAUGGCUGCGCCUGUUAUUUUGCCGGCAGGCGCCCAAUCACAGCCGAGCUCUCAGAGCCGCCGGUCGCGUCCUUUGAUUAAGGUGGCGCCGAGGAGUUUCCGUGCGCAUGCACCUUAAGGUGGCGGCGGCGGCGGGGACGACCCCACCGGGGUCCGGUGCGAGGGGGACGGGACGGGGGAUGUGCCCCGCCGGGUGAGCGGGGGGUUCGGCCGCUGUGCGUGGAACCCCGGGCCGGGAAACGUCCCCUCCUCUCCACAGCACCGAGGCUCCGGGAGCGACACAGCCCCGCCCGCAAGGAGCGGCGGAACCCGGCUCCUCCCCGCGACCCUGCGACGGGUUCGGCCCCGAGGCCACGCCCGGCAUCCCCCCCGGCAGCCAUUCCCCGGUGGCAACCGCUGCCUGAACCCGGAGUGACAGGGCUGGCGGCAAAUCGCAGGGGCCGGGCAAGGAGCGAAGGCGACGCUGGGCCGAGCCCCGGAGUUGGGGGCCGAAGGUGCGGGUGAUGGGGGCCGAGCGGCGGGGGCGGAGCGCGGGGGCCGCUCCCUGAGGGAGGAGGAGGAGCAUCACCUUGGAGGAAUUGCUGCCCCACUGAUGGGCUGGAAAUACUGUCUCAUCUAAACUGCCAGCAGUGCUUGUCCUGUCUCAGUGCAGCCUGCUGGGGGGAGAAAAGCAGCAGGCAGGCUACAGAGAAUGUUUUUUUUGUGCUUCACUGAACAGACAAAAGGAAAUGGAUAUGAAGAAGUGCUACCAAGUUUCAGAUGAGGUGGAUGCAGCAGGGUUCAGGUCUCUUUAAAAAGAAGUUUCAGCAUCAAAGAAAAGCAAACACGCCAAUCAACCAAAAUGGAAGGAGGCAACAGUCCAAAUCUGCAACUUCAGCAGCUGCCAUUGGCCACAGCAGCAGUUUCUGUGCAGCCACACACCGACUCCUUUUCUUACAAGGAGAACUUGAUUGGUGCAUUACUGGCUAUUUUUGGCCAUCUUGUUAUCAGUAUUGCACUCAACCUCCAGAAAUACAGCCACAUCCGACUGGCAGGUUCCAAAGACCCCCGAGCCUACUUCAAAACCAAGACAUGGUGGUGUGGGCUGUUCCUGCUGGUGCUGGGUGAACUGGGAGUGUUUUCCUCUUAUGCCUUUGCUCCUCUUUCACUGAUUGUGCCACUCAGUGCAGUCUCAGUUAUAGCUAGUGCAAUCAUAGGAAUUAUAUUUAUUAAAGAAAAAUGGAAGCCCAAGGAUUUUUUGAGACGUUAUGUUUUGUCCUUUGUAGGCUGUGGUUUGGCAAUUGUUGGAACUUAUCUGCUGAUAACAUUUGGACCUAACAGUCAUGAGAAGAUGACAGGAGAAAACAUCACUCGGCAUUUAGUGAGCUGGCCAUUUCUGUUGUACAUGCUUGUGGAGAUCAUUAUAUUCUGCCUGCUACUGUAUUUUUACAAGGAGAGAAAUGCAAACUACAUUGUAGUUAUUCUGUUGCUAGUAGCUUUGCUGGGUUCCAUGACUGCUGUGACAGUGAAGGCUGUGGCAGGAAUGAUUGUUGUCUCCAUCCAAGGAAACUUACAACUCGACUACCCCAUAUUUUACAUCAUGUUGGUGUGCAUGAUUGCUACAGCCAUCUUCCAAGCAACGUUUUUAGCUCAAGCCUCCCAGCUCUAUGACUCCUCUCAGAUUGCCAGCACCAGCUAUAUCCUGUCCACUACUGUAGCCAUCACAGCAGGAGCAACUUUUUAUUUGGACUUCACUGGUGAAGAUGUUCUCCAUAUAUGUAUGUUUGCACUUGGGUGCCUCAUAGCAUUUCUAGGAGUCUUCCUGAUCACAAGAAACAGGAAGAAACCUGUACCAUUCGAACCUUACAUAUCAAUGGAUGCUAUGCCAGGCAUGCAGAACAUGCAUGAUAAAGGGAUUGCAGUUCAGCCUGACCUCAAAGCUUCUUUUUCCUAUGGUGCCCUAGAGAACAAUGACAACAUGCCAGAAAUUUACACUCCAGCUACACUGCCCAUCGUGCAGGAGCAGCAUGGUUCCAAAGGAGUUUCUGCUCCACCUUACCGGGUGCUGGAGCACAGCAAGAAGGAGUGAGUGACCUUUAAGGAACUGAUUUGAAUCAGCAGAAGUAGGACCUUUAUUUAUUUCCCCAUUAAAACAUAAGCCAGUGUAAAGCCAACCUUGAUACGAUUUAAAGCUCGUCUCAAACUUCACUUUCAAGGCUGAUUAUUAAAAUAAACAACUCUCUACAGUUGAGAAGUUGAAAGAAACACUGAAUAACUCACAGUUCUCCAUUGAAAGCUGCUGCCUGGAAGCAUGAAAUGGUGAGUGCAGCAUCAUGGCAGCAUGAAAACCCUGAGAUCACAGAACUGUGGGAAGAGAAGUGACAGUGCAAUUUUCAGUCCUGCUGGGAACGAGUUUGAUCUCCAAACAGUUUUUUUUAAGAGUUGGUCGCAGAGAGAGGAGGGCAGGAUUGAAACCUUUCAUCUACAGAGACUGUGGUGGGUUUCCAGAAAUGCUUUCAAUCCUCCUGUCUCUAGUGUGACCACCAAACUACCUUAACAUGGCAAUAAAUACAAUAGUUUUCAAGCAUGAGCACUGACACUGUGUCUUUAGAGCAGCAUAAUUGAUUAGAGUUAGCAAGCUACAUUAUUCCUUCAAAAUAUGAAUCUUGGGCACUUCCUUUACAACUUUUCUCUAGCUAGUGUUGAACAUCUUCACUGAGAAUGGGAAUUGUUCUUCCAGCACCACUGGUAGCUGAGAACAAAGCUUAUUUGCUUGUUUUCUGGUUUCAUAGCAGGAGCUUCAGGUUGGAUUAAAUGGUGCAGGGGGAACACUGUUAAGUGUGAGAAGAAGAAGAAAUGAGAACUGUAAUGUGAUUGGUAGCUGGUGGAAUUUUUUGUGGUUCUUGAUGAGGUCAUAAUUCUCUGUCACUUAUUUUCUUACUGGUUAAGGCAGGAUUUCACUAACUUUGUUUAGUGGUCUUAAACACUUAAAGGUCUUGACAUUCCUUAGGUUAAAAGUUUGGUCUAAAUGGUGUAGGCUGGGAUCCCCUCCCUUUUUUUUUCUUAAAAAAGGAUACUAGUCUGACCUAAGCAAAAAAAAAAAAAAGUGUGCACAGUCCAGCACUCAGUGAGGACUGUAAGAAUAAUGGGACAUUGUGUACUUAUGAUAUUUAUCUUUCCAGCUUCCAAGAGAUGGCUUGAAGCUGAUAUGAGGGGAGAAUAGACACAAGGGAGGGGAACUUGUCAAAUGAAAAGGGCAAAGUACAACAUUUCCUGGCAUAUGCAAGUUAUGCUGGCACUUGAGAUCAUCUUCUCCAAAAGCUUUUAUUUUGCUGGGAAACAGAAUUUUAAGUCUCUUUGGUGUGUUUUGGACUGUAUGGGUAGUAGAGUGUCUCCUGAACUUUAGGAGACUUUGUUUGAGAUGAAUAGUGCUUGUGUUCUGUGCAUUUUUAAGUGGCUGCUCUGAUACCAAGGCAUUUAGGAGGAUUUGGGGACUUGUAACAGUGGCUUUUUACAUUUUUAUUUAUUUAUUUUAAAUUGACUUAGGGCCAGUUUCUGUUCCCACUACCAAAAAUUCCCAAGAACUCAAUUGAUUUGUAUAUAGUUACCCCAGGUUCUUGCUGUUAUAUAUGUCAACAGGACUGUUCUUUUGCAGAUGUUUGCUUUGCCAGCUGUGAAUAAUAAUUUAAUCUAGAAACAGCUGAGAUGGCUUUAACAUUUUUGUGCAUCUUAGAAAAAUCAGAACCUUUCCCCCUGCAAAGAGGAGAUGCCUGGUGUCUGUAUGUGGACCUAAAUGUGAAAUUUCUUCACCAAUCUGGCAUGUCUGCAAAAUCCAGAUCUUAUCAGGGGCAGCUCAUACACUGCAGCUUAUGAAACCUCAAGAAAUAACAGCUUUUCUUUUCCCCUCAAUACUUUUUGUGUUUAAGUAAGAUAACAAUGCUAAUGGGCUAAUACUGCCAGAACAUCCAUCUUGUUGGAGUUGCAGUGACACUGAUUUACUACCUUUUGGUUUUGUAUCCCUGGCAAUCAAUUGUGAAUUUAUGUGCAGCUUUUGUUCAUUAACAAUACAAACCAAAGCACUACAGGGGAGGUUGAAUGGGAAGGGUACAAGAAUGCUGGCUUGCCUUAUCUCUCCCCUUUUAAUCAGUGAGGCAGUGGCUGUUUUGACCUAUUAGCUCUGAAACUGCAGAAACAGACUGAUUUAAAACAAGCUGUGCUAACCCAUGUAUUGCUACAAAAUCCACUUCUUUCACAGCAGUAAGAAGUGUGUUUAACUAUUACAGAUGUUGCUGUAGCAUUUAAAAUCUGCCCUUGACUGACGUGCAGGCUUUAUUGCCAGGAAGUGGUUGUUCAGAGCCAUCCUGAGAAGGGCAGGGCACAGCAAACAGCAGAGUGCACCUUGAUUUCCAAGUGUGCAGCAUUAAGAGCUGAAAAAGUGUGCCCAAAACCCAACUGACUUGCUGUCUCCUUUACUGAACUGGUAGGAUAGCUCCUUGACUCUAUCUCCCAGCUUCCUUAUCAAAUGUGAACUGACAUCUGUUGCCUCCACACCAUGUGGCUUUUCAGUGCACCAGAGCACUUAAUACCUCCUGAGUGUCUCUCUUACAUGUAACUUAAUGCUGUGGAAUACAACUCCUGUGUUUGGCUGAAUGUACAAAACAAUCUGCCCACAAUGUUCUCUUGUUCACAUCAAAAUGUGUAAAUAAAUUGAGCUUUACAGGAUUGGAUCAUAAGGAAACCUGCUUAAUUUUUCAUGAGCACUGUUGCAUGUCUAUUCUAUUUGUCUUUUAGGGUAAGACCUUUGGAAAUGAAACUGAAUAAAACAUUUUGGUAA
Messenger RNA from Calypte anna (Anna's hummingbird), 4994 nucleotides. It is a transcript of the gene NIPAL3, whose product is annotated as NIPA like domain containing 3. The record is from RefSeq and is a predicted model, not a curated record. NCBI's taxonomy places the organism in Eukaryota, Metazoa, Chordata, Aves, Apodiformes, Trochilidae. Gene Ontology annotation, cellular component: membrane. Gene Ontology annotation, molecular function: magnesium ion transmembrane transporter activity. Bases 1023 to 2249 code for a protein of 408 amino acids. The transcript is spliced from 12 exons. Gene Ontology annotation, biological process: magnesium ion transport.